CUCUCGUAAUCUUGUCGUCAGGGAAGACGAUCCAUUCGCCGUAGCCGAUCUGACGGCGUGGACCGGGAGUGAACAACGAACUGAACGGACAGCCCAAGUCGCGCGAUCGAUCGAUCGGUUGGUCCGCUCGCGAUAUUCGUCCUCUCUUUCUCUCUUCCUGAGAAACGUGUAAUCGGGGAUUAGCGUGCUCGCGUAAGGCGUAGACAUUUAUAUAAAAUUUUCCGGAAUCAUUGUCCACGUCGGGAAUUCGGAAUUUCAUCGCGGUUUUUCCUGGCUUAGCUCCGCGUAACGGUCAUCGAAACCAGCGAAGGGUCGUGGGGGGGGCAGGAGCGCCUUGGCUUGGCGGACGGUCGAAGGUUGCGCGGCGAUAUAUUUCACACGAUUGCACAUUGAUGAACGUUACGAAGCGGGAAUUGAACUGAUCGCCAGGCAACAGCCAGAGUGAUUUAAUAUAACCCUAAUUACUUAACACAUUGUGAAAAUGGUUAAGGAAACUACAUUUUAUGAUGUAUUGGGCGUGAAGCCUGGAUGCUCGCAGGAAGAUUUGAAGAAGGCCUAUAGAAAGCUCGCUUUAAAGUAUCAUCCUGAUAAAAAUCCUAAUGAAGGAGAAAAGUUUAAACAAAUUUCUCAAGCGUACGAAGUAUUAUCAAAUCCAGAGAAGAAGCGUAUCUAUGAUCAAGGUGGUGAGCAGGCUUUGAAAGAAGGUGGCAUGGGUGGCAGUGGCUUCUCUUCUCCUAUGGAUAUCUUUGAUAUGUUCUUUGGAGGAGGAUUUGGUGGACGAGGAGCGAGGAGGAGAGAACGCAGAGGUCAAGAUGUAAUGCAUCAAUUAUCAGUUUCCCUCGAGGAACUUUACAAAGGAACUGUGCGUAAACUGGCUCUGCAAAAGAAUGUUAUUUGUGAGAAAUGUGAAGGUGUUGGUGGAAAGAAAGGUUCUGUUGAACAAUGUUCGACGUGUCAUGGUUCCGGCUUGCAAGUACAAAUCCAGCAGUUAGGUCCGGGAAUGUUACAACAUUUACAAACCAUGUGUGCAGAUUGCAAAGGACAAGGGGAACGUAUUAAUCCCCGUGAUCGUUGCAAAUAUUGCAAUGGAAGAAAGACUAUUAGAGACAGAAAGAUACUUGAAGUUCACGUUGAUCCAGGAAUGGUUGAUGGUCAAAAGAUAACUUUCAGUGGUGAAGGUGAUCAAGAACCAGACUUGGAGCCUGGCGAUAUAGUUAUUCUUCUUGAAGAAAAAGAUCAUGAUGUAUUCAAGCGUUCAAGAAAUGAUUUGAUUAUGCGAAUGCAACUAGAACUCGUAGAGGCAUUAUGUGGAUUCCAGAAAGUUAUUCGUACUUUGGAUGGUAGAGAUCUAGUGAUAACUUCACUUCCCGGCACUGUGACGAAACACGGUGACUUGAAAUGCAUCUUGAACGAGGGCAUGCCGAUUUAUAAAGAUCCAUUUACACACGGCAGACUUAUAAUACAAUUUAUAGUCAAUUUCCCGAAGAGCAUAGACCCAUCGCUUAUUCCAUCAUUGGAACAAUGUCUGCCACCGAGGGAAGAGGUUAUAAUUCCAGACGGUGCCGAGGAGUGUUUACUUACUGACUUGGAUCCUGAGCAGGAGCAAAGGCGGAGAGACACGAGACAAGCGUAUGAAGAGGACGAAGGAGGUCCAUCGCGAGUCCAAUGUGCCACACAUUAAUUUGAUUACACUAACCCUGUAAUAAACAUAGCCGUUUCUUUCAUUUCAAACUCUGUCCCAUUCGCUCGAUUCUAUAUCAUGCUAAAGAAAGAAACAAAAUGGAUAUGUAGGCCAACUAUUCAAUGAGCGAGAAAGAUAUAAUUCUACUGUUUGGACGUGUGCAAAAAAAAACCAGUGAGUACAGCAAUUAUUGAUUCUUUAAUUUUAUCAGUUACAUGAAAAUUAUAUAAUUUUGAAAGUAAACAAUUAUCGACAAUUUCAUUAUGAAAAGAUCCAAUGUGAUGAAAUAUCUUACUAAGAUGCAUCUUAUUGAGAUAUCUUUUAUGGACAGACUUCUCGUAGAAACUUUUAAGCUACUUUUUAGGAUCUCUUUCUGAUAUUUUCUCAAGAUGAAAUCGUAUAUAGGGAUGAAUAGAGAAUUAUAAUUAUGGAUACAGGAUAAAUGCGAAUGAUACUAUUACAGUAUAAACAGUGAAACCAACUAUAAAAAUCAAAGCCUUAAACGAUUUAGCUGGAUCUUAAACGCUUGUAUGAUUUUUGUGUGAAUUUAUAUACUACAUAUAUAGUCCCUAGAAACGCGAAACACCGAAAUGAUUUUCUUGAGAACGCUAACUCUACUAAAAUACCGCAGUAAUAUCACGAGUUAAAUUGACUAGCAAUUUAACAAAUAUUUGAUGCUUAUUCGCAUCUGCGGUAGUUUAGUAGGGUUAGCGUUUUCAAGACUGAAAAAUUAUUUCGGCCGUGAAAAAUCGUUUCGUAUUUCUAGGGACUACAUACGUAGUAUAUAAAUUCAUACAAGAAUCAUAUAAGUAUUUAAGACUCAACUAGAUCGUUUAAGACUUUGAUUUCUAUAGUUUAUGUUAUCAUAUAUA
Molecule: messenger RNA, 2553 nt
Organism: Atta colombica
Lineage: Eukaryota; Metazoa; Arthropoda; Insecta; Hymenoptera; Formicidae
Gene: Droj2
Product: dnaJ homolog subfamily A member 1
Exons: 5
Coding region: 482-1681 (399 amino acids)
Biological process (GO): response to heat; protein refolding
Cellular component (GO): cytoplasm; cytosol
Molecular function (GO): Hsp70 protein binding; ATP binding
Source: RefSeq, a predicted model, not a curated record